UUUGAUUCCAUUCAUUCGAUUUUAAUAAUGACAAUGAUGAUGAAAAUUAUUUCAUUGAUAAUCGCAACAUUUUCUUUACUAUUCAUUGGUCAAUUUGUAUUGGCCGAAGAUGAUCAACAGCAACCGCCCAUUGUGACCAUAAAAAAUGGCAAAGUUCGUGGCUAUACGAAAACAUUGUUGUAUGAAAAACGAAAAUUAUUCGUAUAUGAAGGUAUUCCAUAUGGAAAACCUCCUGUUGGUGAAUUACGUUUUAAACCAUCACAACCGAUUGAUAAUUGGAAUGGUAUCUAUGAUGCUCAUGGUUAUCGAAAUGCUUGUAUGCAUUCAAACUUGAUUAAACCGGAUAAUGAAUUUCCUGAAACUAAACAUCAAUCAGAAGAUUGUCUUUUCCUAAGCGUAUUUCGUCCAGCUACUGAAACGCAAAAAAAAUUACCAGUUAUGUAUUGGAUUCAUGGUGGUGGUUUUGAAACCGGUACAAUUUUUUCUUUUGUUUAUGAUCCAUCAUAUUUGAGCGGUAUUGGUGAUGUCAUCGUUGUUACUGUCAAUUAUCGCUUGGGUACAUUUGGUUUUAUGUAUGCCGACGAUGAAGAAGCUCCAGGUAAUGCAGGACUUUAUGAUCAAAUUCUCGGUCUAAAAUGGACACGCGAUAAUAUCGAACAAUUUGGUGGUGAUCCCGAUCAGAUUACCAUUUUUGGUCAAUCAGCUGGCGGUAUGAGUGUAUCGGCUCUUUUAUUAUCACCAUUAACCAAAGGUCUAUUCAAACGUGCUAUUAUGCAAUCUGGUGCGGUUAAUUCAUGGAUGGGAUCGAACAAUAAAAAUGAAGCAUUGAAAAAAACUAAAUUAAUUGCCAAUGCAUUGAAAUGUCCAAAUGAUGAUAUCAAACAGAUGGUGAAAUGUAUACGUAAUGCAUCGGCCAAUGAUAUUGUUAAUGCUAAUCAAUAUGGCCGUAAUAUUGGGAUGGUUUUAUCACCCGUAUAUGGUUCGGAAUUAUUGCCAAAAAAUCCAGUUGAAGCAUUGAAAAAUGGCGAUUUUCAUCGUGAAGUAGAUCUUAUGUUUGGUGUAACACGAAAUGAAGGAUCCGUUUUUGCUGAAGUAAUAUUUCCGAAAUUUUUAUCGCCCACGAUUAAGAAUCCACAAUUCACACGAAUCCAGGCACAAACAUUGAUUGAAUUAUUGUUUGGUGUUUUCAAGGCAAAAGAUCCAAAAACUAUUGCAGAGUUUUAUGUGAAAAAUAUUUCCGAUUCCGAUGUCGAUGGAUUACGUAAUUCUGUCAAUUCAGCAUUCGGUGAUUAUCAUCUGAUUUGUCCAUCAAUAUUUUUUGGCGAAACUUUCGCCAGUCACAGCGAAUCGAACAAUGUAUAUGGUUAUCAUUUGGUGCAUAAACCAACAAUAUCGGCUAUAGUUGAAUGUGUUGGAUAUAUGGGUGUAUGUCAUGGUGAUGAUCUUGUAUAUUUAUUUGGUUUUCCCAUUGAAUUACGUGGUAUCGGCUAUUCAGAGGAUGAUUUCUAUCAAUCAAUGGACAUGAUUAAAGCAUGGUCUAAUUUUGCACAUAAUGGUCAGCCAGGUAAAUUUGGUAAUAUCGAAUGGCAACCAACAUUGAAAAAGCAUUCAUCAUUAUCAUCAAAUUCCAGUGCAACUGUUUUACAAAUGGAUGUACGUGGUAAACAUCGUAUGGUUGAUAAUUAUUUUGUUCCUUUUUGUGAGAAUUUUUGGCGACAACGAAUCUUUGUCUAAUUUUCAUUCUAUAUAGAGAAAAAUAAGUUUCUGAUUUGAUUCGAUUUUGAUCAAUAAAUUCUAAAAAAAAUAA
Molecule: messenger RNA, 1807 nt
Organism: Dermatophagoides farinae (American house dust mite)
Lineage: Eukaryota; Metazoa; Arthropoda; Arachnida; Sarcoptiformes; Pyroglyphidae
Product: cholinesterase
Biological process (GO): acetylcholine catabolic process; choline metabolic process
Cellular component (GO): plasma membrane
Molecular function (GO): acetylcholinesterase activity
Source: RefSeq, a predicted model, not a curated record